Diatraea saccharalis (sugarcane borer) is the source of this 1232-nucleotide messenger RNA. The record is from the annotation of a GenBank genome assembly. Lineage: Eukaryota; Metazoa; Arthropoda; Insecta; Lepidoptera; Crambidae.
AUCGGUCUGAUUCGGCGCAUCUCUACAUUCGUUAUUUGUUGCUCUGUACUGUACUGUCAUCGGUCUGUCAGUCAAUUGUAAUUUUUCGUCCGUUUCCUUGUGUUUCGGAAUUAUUGUGUCGGCUUCAAAAUGUCCAACAAAAGAAAUAAGGAUAUUCAACAUGAGGAGAGUGAUAGUGAGGAAGACCAAGGCUCUGGAAGCGAACAUGAUUCCGACUUUGAUUCGGAUGGAAAUUUCGUCGGUGAUAAAGAGUUGCAAGCAGAUUUUGAAGGCAGAAAUCCAGAAGACUGUGAUUUUCAUGGUAUCAAGCAAUUGCUCCGCCAAUUGUUUUUAAAAUCCAGUGUUGAUUUAGGUGCUUUAGCAGAAAUUAUUAUUUCACAAAACUACAUUGGUAGUGUUGUAAAGCAGUGUUUGGAUGAUGGACAAGAAGAUGAUGAUGAUGAAGAUGAUGGCAGUGAUGGAGUGUUUGGGAUCACCACUAUAAUUAAUAUAACAAAAAGAAAAGAUGAAAAAUGCAUAGAACAAAUUAGGAAUUUAUUGACAACCCUAGCAGAAGACAAUGCCAAUGACAAAACAAAAGCAUUGAUUAAAAAUAUUUUAACAGAUGAAUCUAAUCAAGUAGGACUUGUUAUAAAUGAAAGAAUCCUGAACAUUCCAGCUGCAAUAAGUGUUCCACUGUUCUCAUCACUGCAAUCUGAAUUAGAUAAGGCAGUAAGGAAGAAUAUGCCAUACACAUUCCAGUACCUUAUCUGGAUAUGCAAAACAUACAACACUGGAGAGCAAUCAUCAGAAGUGUUAUUUGCUAACCAAGAAGAGAAACCUAUAGCUGAUGAGGCCCUAGCUAGUUUCGACGUAGAUGUAACAGAACAAGCUGAUCUCUCACAGUGGGAUUAUGAAGGAGGAGCACUUACACCAUGUAGGAAGGUAACUAAAACCUGCAUAUUACCUAUUACUCAUAUUUUCUUAAAAUAUCGGCGUGCCGUACUGGGCACACAAUCAGCUGAUAAGCGUGAUGGUUCAGUGCAUAUCAAUGUAAAAUCUGUCAAGCGUCUCACGAAUGUUCUUAUUUUCGAUGGUUCAAAGUUGAAUAAUUUAAUUAGACUCAUAAAGGAAGAAGUCGAGGCUGUAUAAUCGUGUACUACUGUGUUACUGAACUACCGCGACAUUAUAUGCCAUUCAAUACAUUGUAUUUAUAUUUUAUUAUCACCUAAUAUAAGCUUUACAUUUAAAUA